Molecule: messenger RNA, 642 nt
Organism: Staurois parvus
Lineage: Eukaryota; Metazoa; Chordata; Amphibia; Anura; Ranidae
Source: the annotation of a GenBank genome assembly
CCAAUCAGAAGCUGCGCGGUGGUGGGAAAUGGAGGAAUUUUAAACAGCAGCUUUUGCGGAGCUGAAAUUGACCGAGCUGACUUUGUGUUUCGGUUGAAUUUACCUCCAUUGAACUGGACCAAUGACGUGGGGACAAAGACUGAUGUCGUCAUUGCAAACCCAAGCAUCUUAAUGAAUACGUUCAACAGUCUUAUGGAAAGGAGGAAACCGUUCAUCCUUAAGAUGAAGGAGUAUGGCUCUGCUUUAAUCAUCCUACCAGCAUUCUCUUACUUGCAAAAAAACACAGCGGUCUCGCUUCGUGCGCUGUACACCAUCAAUGACUUUGACUUGAACAGCAGAAUUGUCUUCUUCCACCCGGACUAUCUCAGGAGCCUCACAUCUUACUGGAAACAUAUGGGAAUCAAGUCUCUUCGGCUGUCUUCCGGUCUUAUGUUGAUGAGUGCAGCUGUUGAAAUUUGUGAUAAAGUGACGCUCUAUGGCUUCUGGCCCUUUUCCCAAGACUUGGACGGAGUUCCUAUUCUUCACCACUAUUAUGACAAUGCUCUUCCAAAGCCCAACGUCCACUCAAUGCCCGAGGAAUUUUAUCUUUACCUACAAAUGCACAUUAAAGGGUCUCUUCGCCUGAACCUGGGACGAUGCUAA